Molecule: messenger RNA, 720 nt
Organism: Sorex fumeus (smoky shrew)
Lineage: Eukaryota; Metazoa; Chordata; Mammalia; Eulipotyphla; Soricidae
Gene: SYNGR4
Product: synaptogyrin 4
Exons: 4
Coding region: 13-720 (235 amino acids)
Cellular component (GO): synaptic vesicle membrane; neuromuscular junction
Source: RefSeq, a predicted model, not a curated record
AAAGCCAUCACCAUGCACAUCCCCGAAAGCCUCCAGGAUCUGGCCAACAUUGAUACCGUGCAGUUUCUGAAGAGACCAAAGACAAUUGGGCGGAUCUUCGCAGGGGUCUUCGCCCUCAUCAUCUUCUCCUCCUUGCUGACCGACGGCUACCAGAACAAGACAGACUCGAGCCAGCUACACUGCGUGCUGGACAGCAAUGGCGCAGCCUGCAGCUUCGCCGUGGCUGCCGGCUUCCUGGCCUUCCUGUGCUGCCUCAGUUUCGUGCUCCUGGAUACCCAAGAGGGCUCCAUGGUCAGCACCCGCUUCAGGACAGCCUUUCAGCUGCUGGACUUCAUCCUGGCAGUCCUGUGGACAGGCAUCUGGUUCGUGGGUUUCUGCUUCCUGGCCAACCAGUGGCAACGCUCCCCCAAAGAAUUUCUCCUGGGCAGCAGCAGCGCCAAGGCCGCCAUCUCCUUCAGCUUCUUCUCCAUCUUCGCCUGGAUGUUCCAGGCCUACCUGGCACUUCAUGACCUCCAGAAGGACACUCCAGUCCCCUACAAGCGCUCCCUGGAUGAGGGGGCCGUGGUGUUGACCAGCCUGUCCCCACCUUCACCCACCAGCCCCAUCAACAUGCCCACCACCACCGGCCCCACCAGCCUGACAUACUCCAGCUCUGCCCUAUCCCCCUACCUGACCACUCCGAAGGGGCCCCGCCUCGCCAUGAUGCCUGAUACUGACUAG